AUGCAGGUUCAAGGCCCGAGUCCCAGGUUCAAGGUUCAAGAACCUCGAAACACCCAAAUCACCAACAAGAUGCUUUUCGCUACCGCCCUGGCGGCUUUGGUCGCCACUGCCUCCGCGGCCAAGGACAAACGCACCUUCGCCGUGCUGCGUCACUAUGGAAAAGGCCCCCUGACGACUUGCCGUGCUGACCCCAUUGUCUCCCCCGGAACGGCCUCGGCCCACGUCCACACUGUCAUGGGCGCCAGCAACUUCGGCCUCAACGUGACGGGCGAGCAGCUGCGUGAGUCCAAGUGCACCACGGCGCUCCCCAAGGCCGAUCUCAGCGCCUACUGGUUCCCGCUUCUCUACUUCAAGGAUCCCGCCACCGGCCUUCUGGAGCCGGUCACGAUGGACUACAUGAACGUCUACUACUUCUUCGAACCCACCAACGACGACAUCAAGGCUUUCCCCCUCGGUCUCCAGAUCGUCAGCGGAAACGCCAUGCUGAGGACGGCCCCCGCGGAUACGGGUGACGUCAACCUGGACCCCUCCAAGGGCCCCAUUCAGCCCGUGCAGAUCACCUGCCCUCGCGUCAACUUUGACCCUCCCACCUGGCCGAGCGGCUCCGACGGCUCCAAGGCAGGCAUCGGAUCCACAUCAGACAAGGGCGCGGGCAUCGGCUUCCCCUUUCAGGAUUGCGAUGGCUACGCUUCGCCCAUGCGUGUCGACGUCCACUUCCCCUCGUGCUACGAUCCUUCGGCCGGCCUGACCAACUACCAGAACAACAUGCAGUUCCCGUCGGAUGCGGGCGGCGGCAAGCAAGACUGCCCUGAGGGCUGGAUCCACCUGCCGCACAUGUUCUUCGAGACGUACUGGAAGACCCACGACCUCCUGCCGCGCUUCAGGGACAUGGUCGGUAAGGCCAGCCCCUUCGUCUUCGCCAACGGCGACACCACCGGCUUCUCGGCUCACGGCGACUUCAUCUCGGGCUGGGACGAGGAGGAGCUUCAGCACAUCAUCGACACCUGCAACGCCGGCCACGCCGGCAUCCAUACCUGCGCUGGCCUGAAGUACGGCGCCAACGACCCUAGCGGCUCUUGCAACAUCGAGUGCCCCAUCGACGAGGUGGUUGACGGCACCCUGGAGAAGCUACCCGGCAACAACCCUCUUGCCGGCUGGAGCCUCGGCGGCGGCGACCUCCCCGCUCCCCUGCCGAUUCCCGUUCCUUCGCCUUCCGCUGCUCCCUCGCCGGACCCGAAGCCCCAGCCCGGAACCGGUGGCUCGAGCUCUAGCUCUUCCAAGCAGCCUCCUGUCCAGAAACCGUCGUCCACCGCUGCGGCCCCCCCUCCUCCUGUCCCUACUACCCUCAUCCCCAUCCCUGCACCCACUCUCCAGCUGGUACCGUCUGCGGUUAUCAACGAUGUGUCGGGCCAGGAUGAGCCGGAGCAGGACGAGCUCGAAAAGGAUGAGCUCGAGAAGGAUGAGCCGGCGCCUACCCCCGCGCCGACCCCGGCGCCCGCCCCCAUCCACACCAAGACGAUCUACGACACAGUGACAGUCUGGCAGACCCAGACAGUCUACGUAGACGACGCCGAGGACCUGCCGGCGCCCACCCAGGCGGCGCAGCAGUCGUCGGGCGACGCGCCCGCAGACAUCGCCGGCUUCAGGUACGUGGGCUGCUACAAGGACACGACGGCACGCGCGCUCCGCGGCGAGGUGCUCCCCAAGAUCGGCGACGCCAGCAACACGGCGUGCGUCGACUACUGCUCCGCCAAGGGCUUCGCCGUCGCCGGCACCGAGUACGGCGGCGAGUGCUUCUGCGGCAACUCCCUGAGCCCGCUCGAGAAGCUCGACGACGCCAAGUGCGCCACCCCCUGCAAGGGCGACGCCAACCAGACCUGCGGCGGCGACUGGGCUCUGACCCUGUAUGCUAAGGGCGGUGAGCUGCCCGGCUCGGGCGCCGCUGCGCUGAGGAAGCGCCAUGCGAGCCGUCACUAUAUGCAGCAUGCGCGCCUGCCCUCGCGGAGGCAUCGGAGAUAG
Chaetomium globosum CBS 148.51 is the source of this 2019-nucleotide messenger RNA. RefSeq lists its product as uncharacterized. The coding region runs from base 1 to 2019 and encodes 672 amino acids. The record is from RefSeq and is a predicted model, not a curated record. Lineage: Eukaryota; Fungi; Ascomycota; Sordariomycetes; Sordariales; Chaetomiaceae. The transcript is spliced from 3 exons.